This is a messenger RNA of Alnus glutinosa, 1068 nucleotides long. Its product is annotated as protein TRACHEARY ELEMENT DIFFERENTIATION-RELATED 7A-like. Bases 1 to 1068 code for a protein of 355 amino acids. Gene Ontology annotation, biological process: plant-type secondary cell wall biogenesis. The transcript has a single exon. NCBI's taxonomy places the organism in Eukaryota, Viridiplantae, Streptophyta, Magnoliopsida, Fagales, Betulaceae. The record is from RefSeq and is a predicted model, not a curated record.
AUGGGUUAUGAAUACCAUUAUCAACCACCUCCUAAUCCACCACCAGCAUGCAACCACACCACGCCCACAACCCCUCCACCUCCACCACCACCGCCACCACUACCAGCAUGCAAUCACACCACGCCUACAACCCCUCCACUACAGCCACCACCACCACCCCCACCCCCACCCCCACCCCCACCCCCACCGCCUCCUCCAUCUCCACCACCACCAUCUCCAUGUCACAAUAGCACCUCAUCACCACCACCGCCCCCACCUCCAUAUCACAAUAGCACCUCAUCACCAACACCACACCCACCUCCCCCACGUAGCAAUAACACAUCGCCACCACCAUCUUCACGUCCAAGUAUAGCACCUCCACACCCUCUUUGGGCACCUGCACCAUCACCGUGGUUAUCAAAUCAUCACGACCAAGAGCAGACAACUAUUAUCGUGGUGUGUGCCUUACUAGGCGGUAUCUUCUUACUUGCAUUCCUCGCGGUUAGUCUAUUCUACUUGAUUAAAAAGAUGAAGAAGCCAGUAAUGGUUCCCACCUCACCUUCUGUUGAACAACCCGAACCCAUUCAAGAGAAUAAUACCACAGACCAGUCUGAUGAGGAGCAAACUGUGAUAAUCCCAAUAGACGAUGAAACCGCCAGGACAGUCGCAAUAGACGAUGCAGCCACCAAGAUAGUUCCAAUUGACGAUGCGGCUGCCAGGACAAUUGCAAUAGACGAUGCAACCACGAAGACAGUUCCAAUUGACGAUGCGGCUGCCAGGACAAUCGCAAUAGACGAUGCAACCACGAAGACAGUUCCAAUUGACGAUGCGGCUGCCAGGACAAUCGCAAUAGACGAUGCAACCACGAAGACAGUUCCAAUUGACGAUGCGGAUGCCAGGACAAUCGCAAUAGACGAUGCAACCACGAAGACAGUUCCAAUUGAUGAUGCGGCUGCCAGGACAAUCGCAAUAGACAAUGCAACCAACAGGAUGGUUCCAAUUGACGAUGCGGCUGCCAGGACAGUCGCAAUAGACGAUGCAACCGCCAGGAUAGUUCCGAUUGACAAUGAUGUGCAAGUUCAUAUAUGA